Molecule: messenger RNA, 483 nt
Organism: Charadrius vociferus (killdeer)
Lineage: Eukaryota; Metazoa; Chordata; Aves; Charadriiformes; Charadriidae
Product: linker for activation of T-cells family member 2-like
Exons: 8
Coding region: 1-483 (160 amino acids)
Biological process (GO): B cell activation; B cell receptor signaling pathway; calcium-mediated signaling
Cellular component (GO): plasma membrane
Source: RefSeq, a predicted model, not a curated record
AUGGCACAGCUGGAGCUGCUGUGGGCGGCCGCCGCGCUGAUGCUGCUCGGGGCCGCCGUCAGCCUCUGCGUCAAGUGCCAGCUCUCCGGUACCAAGCGCGAGAAGCAGCCGCGUGAGCGGAGGAGUCAGAAAGCCACCGAGGAGCUGGGUGCCUGCCGCCAUGCUGGAUACGAGGACUGCCUGCGAGGGGACGCUGCCUACGUGGAGCCCAUAUCUCUGGAUUACUACAACUGUGUCAGGUUCUUCACACCACCCAACGAGAAAGAGGAGGAUUCCCAUUCCUAUCAAAACGUCGUCAUUGGAGUGUCUCACAGCUCCGAUCCAGUCACAGAUGACGCUGCAGACUAUGAGAACAGCCCGGCGAUACACAUCUGGAAACUCCAGCAUGCGGAAGCCCCGCAGACAGAAAGCCCAGACGACGAGCCAGACUACGUCAACGCGGCCCCUGCAUCAGGCCCUGCCCUGCCGUCAAAGCAAAGGUAA